Messenger RNA from Benincasa hispida (wax gourd), 1153 nucleotides. RefSeq names its product phytol kinase 1 VTE5 (gene VTE5). NCBI's taxonomy places the organism in Eukaryota, Viridiplantae, Streptophyta, Magnoliopsida, Cucurbitales, Cucurbitaceae. Gene Ontology annotation, cellular component: chloroplast. Gene Ontology annotation, molecular function: phytol kinase activity. The record is from RefSeq and is a predicted model, not a curated record. Gene Ontology annotation, biological process: vitamin E biosynthetic process.
UUGCCAACCCGUCAGCUGCCGUCUUGCAGCUUGUAGCUGUGUAAUUGCCACCAUGAGCCUCCUGGCUCUUAGCCGCCGUGACUGGAUUACGACCACCGCCGUCUUUUCUUCGCUCUCCGGUGAACUGAAGCAGCCUCGGAUUCUACCUUUCCGAACUCUCCACCGUACACCGCCAGCGUUCCGGAUUCCUUCUUUCUCCUCUAGCCGCGUUUCGCCUCCACGCGCAGUUUCCAGCGACGUUUUGCAUGAUGCCGGCGCGACAGCGGCUGUCCUCGUCGGCGCCUACUCUCUUGUUCGCGGAUUCGACAAUCUCACCCGGCGGAAUUUGAUUCAGCAGAAUUUGAGCAGAAAACUUGUCCACAUAUUAUCCGGAUUGCUUUUCACAUUGUCUUGGCCUAUAUUCAGCACCUCAACGGAGGCUCGCUACUUCGCUUCAAUAGUUCCUACUGUGAAUUGCUUGAGGCUUGUCAUCAAUGGCCUCUCAUUAACCAAAGAUGAAGGACUUUUGAAAUCGCUUACCCGGGAAGGAAAACCAGAAGAAUUGCUGAGAGGCCCUCUAUAUUAUGUUCUAAUACUGAUUUUGUCAGCUGUCGUCUUCUGGCGUGAAUCUCCGGUAGGUUUGAUCUCAUUGGGAAUGAUGUGUGGAGGAGAUGGUAUUGCUGAUAUAAUGGGAAGAAAAUUUGGGUCCAAAAGGCUUCCUUAUAAUGAGGGGAAGAGUUGGAUUGGUAGCAUAUCAAUGUUUAUCUUUGGAUUGUGCGUCUCCGUUGGAAUGUUGUACUAUUACUCAGUUCUUGGAUAUUUGGAGUUGGAUUGGGGAAAGGCAGUGGAAAAAGUUGCUUUAGUUUCUCUGGUGGCAACUGUGGUGGAAUCUCUUCCUAUUGCAAAUGUUGUAGAUGAUAAUAUUUCAGUACCACUGGUCAGUAUGGCAGCAGCCUUUCUGACUUUCUGUAUUUAGUAUCAUGGACUUUUCCCAGCUUCCCAUCACAUCUCUCUCUCAUUUGAGUUAGAUAUUUAAAAACAUUUUUAGGGGUGUUUGAUAAAUGGGUAUAAGUUGUUGGGUUGGGUGGAUACUCAUGUUUGUUAAGCCCAUAAAAGAAAAACGGCACCUAAAACUAAUCCUAAAAACUAGUGAUAUUUUCAUUUUCUUCUCUCU